CCACUCCCUGAUGUGGCCUGGUGGGCUCAGGGGCUGCCCUUGGCCAGGCCUGCAGCCCUACUUUAAUGGGUGGUGAAGCUGGCAGUCUCUGGGAGCGAGAGGGGGCUGGGAGGGAGCCGUGGGGUGGCAGGAGGCCAGGCUUUGGUGGGAACAGGUUAAGGCAGGUUUGAUUUCCUUAAAAUGCUAAGUUGGGGGCCAGUGGGACCAGCAUAUAAACCUCCACCCUGGGUGCCUGGCCACUCCGUUCUCCUUCCUGAGUCUCUCUCUGCCGCCUGGUCUGCCCCAGAUCCGAGAUGUCCAGUCCCCUGGAGCAGGCACUGGCCGUGAUGGUCACCACCUUCCACAAGUACUCCGGUCAAGAGGGCGACAAGUUCAAGCUGAGUAAGGGGGAGAUGAAGGAACUUCUGCACAAGGAGCUGCCCAGCUUUGUGGGGGAGAAGGUGGAUGAGGAGGGACUGAAGAAGUUGAUGGGAGACCUGGAUGAGAACAGCGACCAGCAGGUGGACUUCCAGGAGUACGCUGUUUUUCUGGCCCUUAUCACUGUCAUGUGCAAUGACUUCUUCCAGGGCUCCUUACACUGACCCUGAGGCAGAGCCCUUGACUACCUCCAUGGGUCUUUUGGGUCCAGGACUCUUGAUACCUUUCAAUUUUGUUCUCAAUAAACUUUUUUUGUCUGUUGAUAAUC
This is a messenger RNA of Carlito syrichta (Philippine tarsier), 685 nucleotides long. RefSeq names its product S100 calcium binding protein A2 (gene S100A2). Gene Ontology annotation, cellular component: cytoplasm. Gene Ontology annotation, biological process: endothelial cell migration. The transcript is spliced from 3 exons. Gene Ontology annotation, molecular function: transition metal ion binding; calcium ion binding. Lineage: Eukaryota; Metazoa; Chordata; Mammalia; Primates; Tarsiidae. The coding region runs from base 294 to 581 and encodes 95 amino acids. The record is from RefSeq and is a predicted model, not a curated record.